AUGGCGUAUCCUCAGGAGCUGUCUCACCUCAGCCUAGGGGUGAAUACAAAUUCAGCAGAUGCAAUGCAGUUUCUGAGAGAAUACGAUCGUGAAGCAUCUGGAAUGUGUUACAGAGUAACUAUGGCACAAUGGAAGUUCGUCACUAACAUAACGGAGUUCAAUCGUCGUCGGAUGAUAGAAGAACUGGCUCUGAGCUCUAAGUUUGAAAAACUAUCCUGGAGGAAGGCAGCUGCUUAUGAUCCGUCUAGACUACCUGACCCCCAGAGUAGGAGACAGUUGAAUAGGAUCCUACAAGCCAGCAGAGCAGCUCUUUCUGAUGAGAAAUUUGCUGAGAUGCAACAGUUAAUAAAUGAAAUGAAGGAGAUCUAUAAUUCCGCAAAAAUAUGUCCAUUCGGUCAGAAGCCCUAUGACCCUCACAUACCAAAAGUGUCCUAUGCCACUGAUUUUCCAGAAACGAAUCGUGGCCAUCAACCUUACCAACUAACCAACCAGCCGUACCAACAUUACCAACCGGUCCAUGACAAUUCUGAAUACCCUAACUACUGUGAUAUGCAAUUGGACCCGGAAAUAUCAAGAAUUCUUGCACAUUCUAGAAUCGAAAGCGAAUUGCUGUACGUCUGGAUGAGUUUCAGAGAACAAACUGGUCCGAAAUUGAAGAAUCGCUUCAUGAGAUAUGUGCAAUUGGCUAACGAAGCAGCGACUAGUACUGGUUACAAAGACGCAGGUGAGCAGAUGCGUGCGGCGUACGAAGAUCCAUCAUUUAGAACUAGUGUUGAAGAAAUGUUUAACCAAGUAGCACCGCUUUACAAGCAAUUGUUCACAUACGUCCGUCGUAAGCUGGUGCUGCGUUAUGGUGAAAAUAGUGUCCGACCUGAUGGGCCCAUACCUGCACAUUUAUUGGGUAACAUGUGGGCACAAAACUGGAAAUCUAUAAUGGAUUUAGUGAUGCCAUUUCCUCAAGCACCAAACAUUGAUGCUACUUCUGAAAUGUUGCGGCAAGGUUUCACGCCACUAAGAAUGUUCCAAAUGGCGGAGGACUUCUACACGUCGAUGGGUUUGAAGCCAGUUCCGCCAGAGUUCUGGCGCAGCUCGAUGUUAGUACGACCACCACAGCGCAGCGUUCAAUGCACUGCCAGCGCCUGGGACUUCUGCAACAGGAUUGAUUACAGAAUUAAACAAUGCACAGAGGUGACGAUGCAGGAUUUGAUCUCAACGCAUCACGAGAUGGCGCACAUUCAGUAUUAUCUGCAAUACUCAGAACAACCUCAGCUAUUCCGGGAUGGAGCCAACCCUGCCUUUCAUGAAGCAGUAGCCAACGCCGCGACUCUUUCCGUGUAUAACUUGCCACAUCUUCAACGAGUGGGACUUUAUCAAAAUAAGUCCCACGACCCUUAUGAAGUGAGCAUGAACUUUCUGAUGUCGAUGGCGCUGGAAAAGGUUGCAUAUCUACCCUUCGCCUUUAUGGUUGAUCAGUGGCGGUGGUCAGUUUUCGAAGAUGGCGUCCAGAACAUGAACGCAAAAUGGUGGCAGAUGAAAUUGAGAUAUCAGGGAGUGAUACCACCUAAAACAAGAACUGAAGGCGACUUUGAUCCUGGAUCGAAGUAUCACGUUAUAUCCGAUCAGGAAUACAUCAAAUACUUCCUAGCGACGAUCUUGGAGUUCCAGAUCUUUGAACAGCUUUGUACGGCCGCUGGUCAUGCUGGACAUCUGCACGAAUGUGAUAUAUACAGAAGUCGGGAUGCUGGAAGGCUUCUGAGUGAAAUAAUGCAGCCGGGGGCAUCGAAAACCGCAUCUGAUAUCAUAAGAAGUAUGACCCGAGGGAAAACGAACAGGAUCUCCCCGGAAUCGCUUGUUAGGUACUUCAGACCCCUGGAACUAUGGCUUCGGGUACAGAAUCGUGACGAACAGAUCAUCGGUUGGAAUUCAAAUUACAACGACGUCGCGCUAUUCGCUCCACAGAGGGCGCUCUCUAACAAAAACUAUCCAUGUAUUUUGUUGCUUAUGUUCUUAAUUGCGUUGAUUUAAUGUUAUUAAGUUUAAUAAAUUUUGUUUUUUU
Melitaea cinxia (Glanville fritillary) is the source of this 2056-nucleotide messenger RNA. RefSeq names its product angiotensin-converting enzyme-like. Lineage: Eukaryota; Metazoa; Arthropoda; Insecta; Lepidoptera; Nymphalidae. Gene Ontology annotation, biological process: proteolysis. Gene Ontology annotation, cellular component: plasma membrane. The record is from RefSeq and is a predicted model, not a curated record. The coding region runs from base 1 to 2025 and encodes 674 amino acids. The transcript has 15 exons. Gene Ontology annotation, molecular function: metallopeptidase activity; peptidyl-dipeptidase activity.